AACAAUCCUCGGCCUCUGCGAGCUGUGGAGGGUUGAGUGUGUCUGUGGAGUGCGCCUGCGCAGCUGUGGACUCCGCAGGACUCGCAGGUCAGCAUCUUGGUCUGGGGACCGGUACUGGAGGAGGGGAUUCACCCCAGGAUACGGGUUUUUGAAACAUGAAUCCUUCACUCUUCCUGACGGCUCUUUGCUUGGGAAUAGCCUCAGCUUCUUCAAAAUUUGAUCAAAGCUUAAAUACGCAAUGGUACCAGUGGAAGGCAACGCACAAGAGAUUAUAUGGCACGAAUGAAGAAGGAUGGAGGAGAGCAGUGUGGGAGAAGAAUAUGAAAAUGAUUGAACUGCAUAAUCAGGAAUAUAGCCAAGGGAAACAUGGCUUCACAAUGGCGAUGAAUGCUUUUGGUGACAUGACCAAUGAGGAAUUCAGACAGGUGUUCAAUGGCUAUCAAAACCAGAAGCACAAGAAAGGGAGAGUGUUCCAAGAACCUCUCUUCGCUGAGAUCCCCAAAUCUGUGGAUUGGAGAAAGAAAGGCUAUGUAACUCCUGUGAAGAAUCAGGGUCAGUGUGGUUCUUGUUGGGCUUUUAGUGCAACUGGUGCUCUUGAAGGACAGAUGUUCCGGAAAACUGGCAAACUUGUUUCAUUGAGUGAGCAGAACCUGGUGGACUGCUCCCGGAAUCAAGGCAAUAUGGGCUGUAAUGGUGGCCUAAUGAAUUAUGCCUUCCAGUAUGUUAAGGACAAUGGAGGCCUGGACACAGAGGAGUCUUAUCCAUAUGUUGGAAGGGACACAGAUCCCUGUAAUUACAAGCCUGAGUGUUCUGCUGCCAAUGACACCGGCUUCGUGGACAUCCCACCGCGGGAGAAGGCCCUGAUGAAGGCAGUGGCAACUAUGGGGCCCAUCUCUGUUGCUAUUGAUGCAGGCCAUGCAUCAUUCCAGUUCUAUAAAUCAGGUAUUUAUUAUGAUCCAGACUGCAGCAGCAAAGACCUGGAUCAUGGUGUUCUUGUAGUUGGCUAUGGCUUUGAAGAAACAGAUCCAAGUAACAAAUUUUGGAUUGUCAAGAACAGUUGGGGUCCAGAAUGGGGCUGGAGUGGCUAUGUAAAAAUGGCCAAAGACCAGAACAACCACUGUGGAAUCGCCACAGCAGCCAGCUAUCCCACUGUGUAAGCUGAUGGACGAUGAUAUGAGAGGACUUAAGGACAGCAUAUCUGGAGGAAUUUUUAUCUUAAAACUGACCAAACCCUUAUGUAAGAUAAGACACUUGAAUCAUUGAGGAUCCAAGUUGUGAUUUGAAUUCUGUGACAUUUUUAUAAGGUAAAACUUUACCACUACCUUAAUUACUGUUAUAAAUAGCUUUAUAAUGUUGAAGACUCCUUACUUAAUUCUAAGACUUUUGAAUUUUCAUUUUUUCAAAGGAUAUAUAAAGGUUUACCUUUUAAAAUAAAUUUUAAUUCAACAUGUA
This is a messenger RNA of Suricata suricatta (meerkat), 1452 nucleotides long. RefSeq names its product cathepsin V (gene CTSV). The record is from RefSeq and is a predicted model, not a curated record. Gene Ontology annotation, cellular component: lysosome. The transcript has 8 exons. Gene Ontology annotation, biological process: immune response. NCBI's taxonomy places the organism in Eukaryota, Metazoa, Chordata, Mammalia, Carnivora, Herpestidae. Gene Ontology annotation, molecular function: cysteine-type endopeptidase activity. Bases 156 to 1157 code for a protein of 333 amino acids.